UAGUCUAGAAUGGAAAUGUAAUUUAGAAUUAAGCACUUCUGAUAUAUGUAAAACGAUAGUGUAUACGGUAUUAUGAGGGCUUUUUUUCCAUCAGGGCAUCCACCUGCUUCCUGCUAUUCUUCCACAGGAAACUCGGGGGGCCACCGCAACCUCUUCCUCAAACCAAGGCACCCACUGACACACACCCAUACACACGCUUCUCAGCAGGACUUCAUAUUACUACGUGCUUUCAGCGCAGGAAAUGGUUUUGGAGAUACUGAUUAAAACUUCAGCCAAAUGCAGACUCGCAAGAACAUUUCAGGGCAGAUUAACUUCUCUGUUUUUCUCUUUUAUACACAUACAUAGGCAUCAUAUCCUGAUAUCAGGGAUACAUAUUCCCAGUGACAACUUGUAUUUAGUCCUGUGUAGCCGGAUGAGUGUAAAACCCUUUGGAUUGAGCCAUGGAGCAGUUCUGUCUUCUCAUUGCCCUCGUUGCAUCUUCAUCCAUCAUCUCAGCAGGAAAUGACACAAACAUAAGUGCAGCACCAUCAAAUACUGCCACUUUGUCUCAGUGGCCCACUGAUUCAAGCAUAAUCCAAAGAUCUUUCGAACAAACAGUGACUCCCAAUCCUACAUCUCACCAUGAGAAUAUUAUGACCAGCCAAACCUCUAAACCAGUAAGCACAGCAGUCAUAGUCCCUUUAUCUUCCAGCCUGACAGGCAGCACUGUUGGAUCCAGCCUCUCUUCAUGCACAUCAGGGCAUUCCGUUACGACAUCAACACCAGAAUCCUACUCUGACACCAGUCAAAAUGCUGUCUCAUCCUCACUGGCCAAUACAACAGGUUUUCCUAAAUUUACAAAGACUUCAACUCCAACAAUUCAUUCAAACACUUUAGGAGGAAUGACAGGAUGGACAGCAGCACCUACGCAGGCACCAGACAACAACCUCACUAUUCUUGCCUUUGGUUCGAUGAGUUUUAUACUCAUUUUAAUUGUUGUCAUGGUGAUAUUGGUGACCACUAUCAACCUCAUGGGAUGGUGUCGAAGCACAAAGCAGCAGGAGGGUAUUAAAAGCUGCAACUCUGUGGUGCCUGAUAGCAACAUGACCAACAACUGUGAGAAAGAGAGCAUCACUCUUGUCUCUGUGAGGACAAUAAAUACAGACAAUGAAACAGAUUUGCCCCAGCUUUCUUCAGUUUGCUGCACUAUAGUAGACAAUGAAGACCAAGAACUCAACAGAGACCUGCUGGGCAUCAAAUGCGGGCUUUAAUUUCACUUAAAUCACAGAGAGAAUGACAAAAGAUCCCUCUUCAUGUUUAUUUGAUAUAUUUAUGAAGUUGCAAAAGUAGGUUCGGGAGGAGCGCGCUCAUCAAGCCUGCCAAUCAUAUCCCAAGGAUUUAUAAGCAGCUGCUUCUCUCACACCAUUGACUAUUCUUCCGGCAUCCCAAUGCCUCCCCAUCUCCCCCUUUAUAUUUCAUAAUACCUAUACAAGGUUUUUUUUUUUAAUUGCCUUUCUUUUCCUUGCUCUAGACAGCAAGGAAAAGAACAGGAGGUUCAAGCACAGGACUGGUCUUCAGUCAGACUGUCACGGUCCUGUCACUCUGUCAGUUUGUUUUUUUUGUCUGACAGGACUGUGGUAUUAUCAUCAUAUGUCUGUCAUGUGUUUCAUUGUCUAUCUUUAUGUGAGCGUGCGGUUUCGGUUGAAUUCCCUGCCGUGCGCUCUUCGGUCUGUCUUUUUUCAUGUCUGGAGUAUGUUGUCUGGGUCCUGACUUCCUGUCUGGUUCAGUUUCAGUCUGUGUCGGGAUCCGGACACUCAUAAUCCAUGUCUGUCUUUUAUUGAUGUGGGCGUAUCGCAUUUAUGUCAUCUUGGCAGCAUGCACUUGCGUCAAUAUUUUAUGUCUGUUUCUUAUGAAUACGGCUUGCGUUGCACUGCGCACCCGGGUCUUGAGCUGUCUUAAUGUUGUGCUGAGGUUUGGUCACUUUGGUAUGAGAUUUCGGGUUUGUGUGCGGCCGAACACUUGCACAGGUGUCCUGUCUUGUUUUUGUUGCCUGCUGUGUGCAUCACGUGGCGUUUGAUUUGCAAUGUACGCUCAGGUUUCAUUUAGUGUGAGAAUCCGUGGAAUGCUACGCAUUCUCUUGUCUUGUUUGUUGGUUGGCAUGAGCGUACAUUGACUUAUUGUCUUGGCGAUGUGCACUCAUGCCAUUCAGGUGUUUCGUUGUAUUGUGAGAGCACGUGGCUUUUUUUUGUUUCUGUAUCGCCGCAUGCCUCUCUGUCUUGCGUCAUACCCCACCUCCUUGUUUCCCCAUUAUUAACACCUGUCUUGUUAACCUGUUGAUUUCUCUACCUAAUUUAGUCUCCAGGUGUUUGCUGUCCAGUGCCAGUUUGUCUUGUUUCCAGUCUUGUGUGUCUUGUGUGAUCCAGUCGGUCUUGUGUUGUCGUCGGUUCUGUUUGUUCCUCAUCCCAUCCCAUCCGGUCCGGUUGGUCCUGGUAUUUCCAGAGGGAAACGGGGAGUUUCCCUCUGCCCCAGCCCUGACUUGUUUGUUUUCCCCAAUGGGGUUUUUAUGUUUGUUUUCCCCCUUGUGGGAGUUUUGGUUGAGUUUUUCCUCUUUAUUUCGUAUUUAAUGAAUUUUAUUUCUUCAACUCUGCGUCUGGGCCCUGUCUCUGCAUUCUCUGACACAGAAUCUGACUCAAGCCCAGUCCUGUGCUCAAGCACAGUUGUGGACAGCAUGCCAAAUCUGUUUACCCUAAUGCAUUCCAAGACUAUAUGGACAAGUUAAAUCAUGAAAUAAUGUUUAUUGUAUGUGAAUAAAUAUGCAUUUGGUCAGAGUGCUAAUCACACAUUGUCAACAACAUGCUUAUAGCAUAGAGUGAUGCACUGCCUAUAAAGUGGACCAUAAUACUGCCCUCAUAUAUCUUGGCAAAUCCUUCAUUAUUAAAUAAAAUGUCUGUUCCAUAUUUCUAAGAUAUUACAGUGCAUUUGUUUUCAAAUGUCAAGUAUUUAUACACAUUAUAUUAUUCGAAAAACAUGUUUAUUGGGAAGAAUUUUGCUUGU
Xyrauchen texanus (razorback sucker) is the source of this 3033-nucleotide messenger RNA. Its product is annotated as endothelial cell-specific chemotaxis regulator-like. Lineage: Eukaryota; Metazoa; Chordata; Actinopteri; Cypriniformes; Catostomidae. Bases 441 to 1250 code for a protein of 269 amino acids. The transcript has 10 exons. The record is from RefSeq and is a predicted model, not a curated record.